Messenger RNA from Phyllopteryx taeniolatus (common seadragon), 1669 nucleotides. RefSeq names its product SPT3 homolog, SAGA and STAGA complex component (gene supt3h). The transcript has 12 exons. Gene Ontology annotation, molecular function: protein heterodimerization activity; transcription coactivator activity. Lineage: Eukaryota; Metazoa; Chordata; Actinopteri; Syngnathiformes; Syngnathidae. Gene Ontology annotation, biological process: transcription by RNA polymerase II. The coding region runs from base 242 to 1291 and encodes 349 amino acids. The record is from RefSeq and is a predicted model, not a curated record.
CCGCGGGGCCGAGGAGGGUGGCGGGAAGGCGGCGGUGCAUUCUGGGAGGCGCGGGGAAGGGCGACGUCCGGGCGACCAUCUGACCCGACGGCGACGGCUCGCCGGGCCACAACGACGACGACAACGACGACCACCUGCAGUCUGCGGAGGAGGCACGUGGUUACCCGACACGCACGCGGAACACCAGCUGCACGCUGGGAAAUCGCAAUAUCAAAGUUUGUGAUUGGUCCCGAGAGGUCACAUGGCUGGACCAGCCGUCGCCGGCUGCCGAGAACGUCCUCCUGCGUCCAGGACCACCUUCGUACCCGAGAUUCAGGGCAUGAUGUUUGCCCUGGGAGACGCUCAUAGGCCAUCGCCUGAGACGGCAGCCCUGGUGGAGGACAUUGUGCACACGCAGCUUAUCACCAUGCUCCAUCAGGCCAGCGAGGGCGCCACACUUCGUGGUUCAAGGGUCAUCGCCGUGGACGACAUCCUGUUCUUGAUGCGCAGAGACAAGCGGAAGGUGUCGAGGCUGCUGAAGUACCUCCAGUUCCGAGAUUACAAGUCGAAGCUUCUGAAGAGUCUGGAGGACGACGACGCGCAGCAGGAACAAGGGGCGGGGCCGUCGGGCGCGGUCGCCGGGGGCGCCCAGCGGCGUCAGCGCCUGGCCCAGGAUUACCUGCUGUGGUUGGACCACACGGGCGAGCUCCUGUCACUGGCCGAGCGGCAGGAGAUGGACCCCGUCAAGCGAGAGAGGCUGGAGCGUAUGGAGCGCCACAGCAGAGCCAUGGACCAGACGCAGUACGCCGAAUUCUGUGAGAGUCGACAGCUCAGCUUUGCCAAGCAAGCGUCCAAGUUCCGCGACUGGCUGGACUGCAGCAGCCUGGAGCUCAAGCCCAACGGCGUCGCCAUGGAGAUCUUGUCCUACCUGGCCUACGAGACCGUCGCCCAGAUCGUGGACUUGUCCCUGCUGGUGAAGCAGGAAGUGGUGGCAAAGACGGACGCCGUCGCGCACGUCGUCUCGGCCAGCCACAUCCACUACAACACGCGCGCUGAGGUCAAGAAGGAAUCGGAUUCCCCCGAGGCCACGCCUCCCUCCACUCCUGGCUCCUCCAAGCCCCUCCUCCAAGGCAACGGAAGCUUGGACGGCGGGCGCGCGCGGCAGAGGAAACGCAAGAAGAGCUGUCCUGCCACCGUGGAACCUUCCAGCGGAGCCAUCCAGAUUUGUCACAUCCGAGAGGCCAUCAGAAGAUACAACUACAGACACACCAGCGCCUACAGGAGGAGCGGGAUGUCAUACCUGGCCUGCUGAUCACAACACAUGGAAAACACUUUUUUUCUGUCAGAAACCUUUUGUUUGUAUGUGUAGUAAACAUCACUCGUACGAAAGCUGGCGUUGCCCAAAUAAACUUUAUUGGUCACUAACACAUAAACAGACACUGAGAGCGCAAGACACACGCUCACUUUGAACGGUGCUUAUCGCAUUUCAAACGUUGGAAAAAGGAUGCGUUCAACGUUGCUCAGUAUUUUUGAGCGCUGUUGACCAGGGCUUCUCGCUCCGUCACAAGUUCUCCGUAUCGCUGCUGGAGUUCCCGCUCUCGAUCCAUCUGGCGCUCCAUGUCCUCACGCAACGCCUAAACACAUGCAAAAUUGUGCUUAAAAUGACAAUAAAAUAUAUUUUUCCAAAAGA